AUGCACACUCACACCAACUUCUACCUGUUCAGCUUAGCGCUUUCGGAUCUAGUGGUCCUUUUUCUUGGUCUUCCCAUGGAACUCUACGGAGUUCUCGACUAUGCCUAUCCGUAUGAGUUUCACGAAUGGAUUUGCAAAGGAAGAGCGUAUCUCAUCGAAUUCACCAGCUACGCCUCAAUACUUGUCAUCUGCUCAUUUACAGUGGAACGAUGGCUAGCCAUAUGCCACCAUUCGAUCUCAAGUCGAUCGCCAAAAAUCUCACGAGCCGGCUGGAGCCUCACUAUCAUCUUUAUGUGGACAGUCUCCGCCAUUUCUGCUUUGCCAAUGGGCUUCAUCGUGAAGAUCAAUCUCCUGCCACUACCAGAUUGGGGUGUAAAUCAACCGUGGACGGACACUGUGUCAGACGAUCACAAUACCGUGAAGGACACGCAGUUCUGCGCGAUGGACGUUGGUCAACCGGAACAGCAGAAACGUCUCAUAUAUUUCGCUUUCAUUGCCUUUUUCAUGGCACCUGCCUUUCUUAUCACUUUAAUGUACUGUCAAAUCGGUGCACGUAUCGCUUCCACGGAUUCCUUACUUUCUGCCGAAAAGAAUCCGACAAGAUCGAAAUCAACGCCUACUGUUAUAAAGAUGCUGAGUAAGUGA
This is a messenger RNA of Cooperia oncophora, 645 nucleotides long. Lineage: Eukaryota; Metazoa; Nematoda; Chromadorea; Rhabditida; Trichostrongylidae. The record is from the annotation of a GenBank genome assembly.